AAUCACCACAUUUACCUCACUCGCUUCAAGACCAAACAAAAUAAACUUUCGUAUAAAUAUUGCAUGUCCAGCUGACUAGGUAUCAGUCUCGUAACAGCACUCCACCAAUAGGUCAGUUGGCGCAAGCAAUUCAAACAGGAGAUCCAACAUGUUUAAGUUCAUUGUUCUGGUUGCCUGUUUGGCAGUUGCCGCAUUAGCGUACGAGGAUUACCACUCCCAUCCCAAGUACAAGUUCGAGUAUGGCGUGAAGGACUCCCACACCGGCGACAACAAGGAACAGUGGGAACAUCGCGACGGAGAUGCCGUCCAGGGAUCGUACUCUCUGCAUGAACCCGACGGCACUCACCGGGUGGUGAACUACAAAUCGGACAAACACGUUGGAUUCCAGGCCCAUGUGCAGCGUGCAGGACAUGCUCAGCAUCCGGCCGUGUACGGUGAACAUCACGGCGACCACGGACACGGCGGCGAAAGUUACGCCAACAUUGACCAGCAUCAUUGAGAGGUGAUGAUUUGGGGUAAAUUGUUGUUGGUGCUUUCGAGAGGGUGCGAGGGCAGUGGAUUGCUUAUUGCCGUGCAGUCAUAAAAGUAACGCACUGCACUGCCCAUGUUGACUGUGUAAUAAAGACUUCUUAUUUUAAACUAA
This is a messenger RNA of Armigeres subalbatus, 643 nucleotides long. Its product is annotated as cuticle protein 19-like. The record is from RefSeq and is a predicted model, not a curated record. NCBI's taxonomy places the organism in Eukaryota, Metazoa, Arthropoda, Insecta, Diptera, Culicidae. The transcript has 2 exons. The coding region runs from base 149 to 499 and encodes 116 amino acids. Gene Ontology annotation, cellular component: extracellular matrix.